AUGGAAAUGGAGUCAUGUGUACCCCCCGGGUUUCGGUUUCACCCCACUGAAGAAGAACUUGUAGGCUACUAUCUCAACAGGAAGGUUAACUGUCUCAAGAUUGAUCUCGAGGUGAUCACUGAUAUUGAUCUCUACAGAAUGGAGCCAUGGGAUAUUGAAGACAGGUGUAAAUUUGGAUAUGAAGAGCAAAAUGAGUGGUACUUCUUCAGUCACAAGGACAGGAAGUAUCCAACAGGGACUAGGACCAACAGAGCAACGAGUGCUGGUUUCUGGAAGGCGACAGGAAGGGACAAGGCUGUGCUUUCAAAAGAUAAGAUCAUAGGGAUGAGGAAAACUUUGGUGUUCUACAAAGGAAGAGCACCGAAUGGAAGGAAAACAGAUUGGAUCAUGCACGAGUAUCGUCUCCAGACAUCUGAACAUGCACCUCCUCAGGAAGAAGGAUGGGUAGUGUGCCGAGCAUUCAAGAAACCAAAUCCAGGUAAUAAGCCUGGGUUUGAAGGAUGGAACAACACUUACUACCUCAGAGACAGCAGCAACUACAGGCCUCCAUCAUAUCCCAGCACCUCAACUCUGUUGCCUUUUGAUCCAUCUGGCCUCAAUCAGGGAACGAAUGCUCUUCAACCUCCAUUUCUAGCAGAAAAUCUCAAACCCAGUCUCAGCCCUUACGAAAGCCAAAUGGUGGAUCUUCCAAAUCUUGACAGCCCCUCCAUCUCAACAAGCUUCGCCACAACUGAUACUAACUUCGACCACAGUGCUUUGGCUAAUGAGGAAGCUGAAGAUGGAAAGAGCCAAUUUAGCAAUCAAUUCAGUGAGUGGCAGAGCUUUGAUAAACUAAUUGCAUCAUCAUCAUAUGCAUACACAACAAACAUGCCUUUCGCCUCUCAAAAUGAUGAGCUAGAUACUCAAAAUCAAUUAAGUCAUGUUCUUGAGUGCUUUCCUGACUUGUAGGGAUUCUAGAACGAAUGCAUAUCCAUGUAGAAUUUUAUUUAAACAUUGUAAAAAUAACAGACCCCUGUCCCCUGAAAAUCCCAUCAAAGGGCAGUCUCUUUUUUAUUACAAAAGUUGCCUAAGAUGCUUCCCUGCGGACAUAGGCUAAGUGUUGGCUCUGAUUCUUGACCGUUCUUGUGAACAUUUGUAAGUUUCUUCCAUAUAUGUAUAUGGCUUUCUUAGCCUGCUUCAAGAGAAA
Andrographis paniculata is the source of this 1186-nucleotide messenger RNA. Its product is annotated as NAC domain-containing protein 30. Gene Ontology annotation, molecular function: DNA binding. The transcript is spliced from 3 exons. The record is from RefSeq and is a predicted model, not a curated record. NCBI's taxonomy places the organism in Eukaryota, Viridiplantae, Streptophyta, Magnoliopsida, Lamiales, Acanthaceae. The coding region runs from base 1 to 948 and encodes 315 amino acids. Gene Ontology annotation, biological process: regulation of DNA-templated transcription.